CGCUGUGUUGCCGAGGAUCGGACGGGGUCCUUCCUCGGACUUUCCUGGGACAAUGUUCAGAAUAACUUUAAAGGAUCUCACAAUGGCUAGUGGAGUAGCCGCUGUCCCUCGGGUCCCAGGAUCUCCCCAUAAGGGAAUGAAGACCCCUAACCUACCCGUCAUUGAACAUCCUAUGUCCAAAUUAGGAAAUAAAGGGGAUCUCAACAUCCGUGGAUCCUCCAGCAUGGGACAGAGGAAGGACAACGGGCAUGGCCUUAAUUUGGAUUUUGGUCCAAAAAUCAGUACUAACGGGCCCAGUGCCCCCGUCAGCAGGGGCAGGGAUGUCGGAAACCCCUCCCUAUACAAAAGUGCACCGGACAGGAUCAUCCAGUGGCCUCCGGUUGCAGAUUUUUCGAUUACAAACUCUACAGACUCUGUAUGUGACUACACGGCGCCUUUUACUUAUCGUCGGUCAGCCGCCGAAAGGGCGGGCCUGAUCCCUCAGAGCCACAAAGAAGAAAUAAGUAAACGGAUGACAGACGUCAUUCUACCUCCCAUAGAGAAUCUUGGGGAGGACGAAUAUGGCAAGAGCAAACCUUCGUUUAAACUCCCAUCUCUCGACCAAAUUAUGGACUUGGUGGAAGAUAGAUCCAAAGAUCACCUUAUUGGCCCGAAGGCUGCCACAUCUCGGGGAAAGAAGUCCGAACAUUCACGGAGUCAGUUUGAGGUGGCUGACAUGGUGAAGGAUAAACUGAACACAGGACAUAACGGACUGAGAAAUCUCUUCCGGUCAAACGACCCGACUGGUCAAGGCAACGUUACAAGAGAGGCAUUGCUUCGAAUUAUCUAUACAGUGUGUGGGUACAUAUCGACUGACCAGUUUAACAAAUUCCUCAAAAAAAUUGGCCUUGAAGGACGAGAACCUAUAUCGUUUGAUUUGUUUGUAAGCUGUUUCAAAGAAAAUGAAGCUGUGAAGAAAGAGUGGGUGAGUCCCGUGCAGCGCUCACUGACAGAUAGGGGAAAUCGGAAGAAAAAUCCCGAGGAGAGUUUAAAAAACACAGACAUGCUUGUAGAGGAUCCGUACUUCUCAGCCCCCUUCUCAGACGAUAUGUUCAGACAAAAAAUCAAAACCAUAGAUGAUGCCAGGUUGGUUUUUCCUGCUGCAUGUUUUGAGCUCAAUGGUAUGAUAGUACCUCCACAACUCCGCGAGGCCUAUGCACAACUCGGCAUUUACAUGGUCAACCGAGACUUCGAUACAUUAUGGAAGAGGUAUGAUAAAGAGGGCACAGGAGCCAUUUUUACGCACAGAUUCCUGAAAAGGAUCGGGGUGGAUACCGGCAGACCAAAGUCGUUAACUGCACGUGAUUUACCCAUGCGAUAUCAAAAACUCAAGGAGGAAGUUAAGUCGCGACCUCGUUCUGAGGCAAUGGGUGUAAAUCCUAAAAACGAAGUUAAUUCUCUAACGGAAACAAACGCUAACGAACCUCAGGACAAACCGGCAUCUGCCGAAAACAAAAUUAAUGUGGAAGUGUUUAUGACCACAGACAUUCAAGAGCAGGCGGCAUCACGUAAGGAUGACUUGUAUACAACUACACAAACUGACGAGAAGCCGGUGGACAGUGCGCCGGAUAAACCAACCAAGGAGACGAAGACCACAGAAACCCCUUUAUCAACACCACAAUCGAAAGUCAGAAUUCCCAAACGGAGGAAAAGCGUGAAGCUUGACAAUGUCGUUGACUGCCUUCAUUAUAGGUUUGAGGAGUCCUACAACGCUAUGAUGACAGCCUUCCAGCUCUUUGACUACCUGAGUGACAACUACAUAUCUCGGAUAGACUUCCGACGGUGCUUACAAGAAUUUGGCUUCAACGUUACCGUCACGGAGCUCGACAACUUCCUCGCAAGAAUUGGAAUUCGUUCUAUACGUGGUCAACUCAACUACAAGGAAUUCCUGGCUAAGUUCCAAAGCAAAGCUGAAAACAGCAUAACGAAUCGAACGGUUACAAACCAGUACCACAUGUUCCAGACAGACACACUACCUGGUUCACAGGGGGGACUCACAGCGGAGGAACUAGAGGCUAAACUUGUAGAGUAUUUCCAUGGGGAUUUCAUCAAACUCAUCUCCUACUUUAGGUCGUGUGACAAGUACAAUUUGAGUGUUAUUACUCCACACGAGUUCCGGUGCGGAAUAGAACGGAGGCUUGGCUACCAGAUAUCUGAGAAACAAUGGGAUCAGCUACAUUCAGACGUUGGACAAGAUGGUGACGGACUUAUCCCCUACCACAAGUUCCUCCAGAUGUUCGAUGUCAUACCCGGCUCCUGGAAUAGGAGAAUGGAGGACGGAAUGGCCGUGGUCCAGGUCAGUGGAAAUGACAUGAGCCAUGUCCCGGAACUGGACAAGCUGCGAGAGAAGGCCAAGGUACACAUGGUACCGCAUGAGGUCGAGAAACCGAAAUCCGAUGUCAGAACCGUUGAAGAUAUCCAGCUCCUGUUAGAUGACCUGUUUAACACCAAAUUUCACACUUUUGACAAGCAUUUCAAGGAGAUGGACAGAAAGAUGACCGGACGGAUGAGUAAAUGGCAAUUCGGUGCUCUAGUAAAACUCUGUGGUUUGACACUGACCCAGCCGGAAAUGGACAAAAUGUGGCUCUCACUCAACGUGGCCGACGAUGGCAUGUAUAGCUAUAACUCCCUCCUCAAGAACUUCGUCAAUUUAAAGUCAACCACUGCCGAAAGGAAGGAGAUUGUCACGCAAAUUUUGGCUCAUGACCGUACAGGCCUGGCAGACAGGGGUUCGCGUAACCCCACAAAACGGAAGCGCAGUACUGGUAUCAUUCCCACCAUCGGCUGUGACAAUACUAAGGAAUUGAUAGAGGAGGCGAAAAGAGUGCAGAGAGAACGUCGAGAGAAGAGGAAAGCGAAACAACAGGAGGUAGCCAAACCACCUCAGUCUCGAGGUCCCCCAUCACGAACAGCGUCUGCCGCCAGCUUCCCGCCUCCACCACCAUCAGCCCCAGCGUCCAUCAUGUCCACGAAAAGUGUCCGCACUAAGGAGCUUCUGGUAAAGGUCAAAGAAAACGUUAUCAACAACUGGGAAGGGCUCAAAUCUGUUUUUAAAUUCAUCGAUCGCAAUGGAUUCGCUAACAUCACCAUGAAGGAAAUGCUGGACAUCAUGGAUAGUAUGAACUUCUGUUUGACGUCGGAUGAAAAGAAAGAACUGUGCCAACGCUUUGACCUUCAAAGAAACGGAAGGUUCCACUAUCUAGAGUUUAUGAAAUGCUAUUCACAGAGACCAGAAAAUUCCGAAAGAGCAAAAUCUUUUGUUUACAGUAAACAUACUCACACACUCACAAAGAAGCAAAGAAAUGGAUCGACCAUUACUGUGGCUAGAGUCCUCAGUGAAAUGAGAGAUAAGCUGAUGGCAGAAAACAGCAAUCUACGACGCGCAUUUAAGAAACUAGACAUCAGCAGGAACGGGUACCUUUCAGUCGGAGACUUCCGGCGAGCGCUCAAAUCGUGUAACGUGGAGGUUUCCAACGAAGAUUUCUAUCAUUUGAUGUCGGAAUUCGACUGCAACUUGACAGGUCGAAUAUCAUACGACAAUUUUCUCGGGACCUUCAUCGAUGUAUAGGAUUUACAUAGACAAUCGAUAUUAUAUGUAAUUUGUUUAUAUUUAUCAACAGAAAUCCGUCCAAACCAUUAUAGAGAUAUACAAAACUGCGAAAGUGAAUCUAACAUUAUGUUACAUAAUUACGGGGUAAACUUAAAGGAAAACGCAUGUAUUUAUACAUAGAUUUUUUUCGUUAUUGUAUGCAUUAAUACAGUAUUUAUAAAAAAAAAAUAUAAAACUAAUCACAGAUUAUUUGCGUUAAAUAACGGGUUUGGUAUACAAUGUAUAUUUUAUCCGUUAAAUAUAUAAGUUAUAUUUGUUUGCCUGAGAAGAAAACUCCUCCUUACAUUUUAGGUCACUAACUUAUACCAUAUAGUGCUUUAUUAACACACACAGUGUGGCUUAUUUAGCUCUAGGGUAUGCAUAUUUUAUGAUUAAAUACAUGUUUACAAAUUCUGUUCAACCUUAGUGCGGUUAGGAUGGGCAGAUAUCUAGGCAUGUUGACCUUAUUAUUAUUAUUAUUAUUAUACAAAUGGUAAGCACCAUGUACCGUGUUAACGAAUAAAUCAGCUCUUCAUUGUCAUUCCUAAUAUGCAUUGUAUACAAAUAGUUAACCUUUUAAAGCAGGGGAGGCAAUUAUACCUGAUUAUUUAUUUAGUGGAGUUUGAUUACUGCUUAAGAUUCGUUCUGAAAGGUCAUAGUAAAUAGUAUGGGUUUUUAAAAUAUAUCUGCACUUUCGAGCAUACUUUUUUUUUUUUCUCCAUAGGGCAUAACCAUAAGUCGACUCUUCACACAAUGCGCCUUUAUCCUGGGAUACUGUCAUUUACCAGUACCUUUAUAUUACUUUUAUUAGAAUGCAUAUUACCGUGUUAUCGUUUACAAUAAUCUUAAUUGUUGAUUAGUCUGUGAAAUGUUCAAGCUUAACCAUGAUGCAGGUUCCCAUCAAUAACAUAAAGUGUGAUUGGAAGUAAUAUAACGAUACCCAGCAUGCUUGUAUGCAUAUUUUUAUUCCCUCACAAUUUCAGACAAAUGAAUAUGUCAUAUAACAUAAUAUAUGGUUUUCUAACUUAUUCUUAUAGAGCUUAUCUGUGAUACAUUUAGCCGUUGCCUUUGUUAGAAGUUAUGUUUCAUGUUGAGAAAUGUGUAACACUGCACGUUAUGUAUAUACUUAAUACUUGAUAGUGACAUUGUUACUGUGCUUGGGAACACAGCACAUAUACUCGUUGUAAUAUAUCAGUAUUCUAAGGUUUCAUAUUAAACAGCAAAGAAAAAAAGGAGACUCGUACAUCCCUCAAUAAUUCAACAGAAAUAUCAAUAGUUAGAGUUAAAACGCAUUAUGGUAAGGAAAAGGUACAAUAUCUGACAUUAACAUAAAUGUGUAUCUAUUAUAAUCCUCUUUAGACUUCCUAAAUAGCAAUAUCAUUUUAUCUUUUAUUUCUAAUCGUGAUGAAUGUUCUAUCAAAGCAACCAUGUAAAUGAUUUUAUUUCCAAAUAAAGUAUGUAAUAACUUUAAAAUACUGAUUCAUUUUUAUAAUAAACUACAUUGA
Messenger RNA from Mizuhopecten yessoensis (Yesso scallop), 5133 nucleotides. Its product is annotated as EF-hand calcium-binding domain-containing protein 6-like. The transcript has 26 exons. Lineage: Eukaryota; Metazoa; Mollusca; Bivalvia; Pectinida; Pectinidae. Gene Ontology annotation, molecular function: calcium ion binding. The record is from RefSeq and is a predicted model, not a curated record. The coding region runs from base 53 to 3607 and encodes 1184 amino acids.